UUGUCUGCUGUGUUUUACAACUUCGUGUAAACACUUUAAAUUCGGCCCGAAACGGCGUUGUUAUAGAAAUAAUAGUCUUAAAGGAAACAGAGACAGAAGUCUCGACAUUGCGCGCGUAGUUUUCUGAGAUGCAGGGCGUAGGUACGUGAAUUAUUGAUUUUUUAGUGUCUGAUAUUUCUCCGAAAUUCGUCUGCUACGAACUUCAGGUCCACCCAUUCAAAGGAAAAUAAAUACUUUAGCAGGCAUAGAAACACAUGCCUCAACAGAUAGCUGAUGGAUGAAGCUGGAAGUAAGUUGGCUAUUAAAUUAGAGCCAUUUAUUCAUCAGGUAGGAGGACAUUCAUCUAUGCUCUGCUUAGACGAGUAUACGGUUUGCAAGCCUUUAGUGAAAAGAGAGCUAGAGUUUUACGAAACGCUUCCAGAUGCCAUUCGAAAAUUCACUCCAAAAUUUCACGGAACGCUACAAGUGAAAGCUGUACCCGAAGAAGAUGGAUACAUAUCGCUCAUUGCCAUUCCUACGGACUCCUAUUCUCCGAAGCAAAAUCAACGCAGCACAAAAAGAAAAAUCCGUAUUCGUCGAACAGGUAGUAUUGAAACAGAAGGCGACAACAAUGAAUUAUUUGAAGAAGAUUCCAUAAUCAAAGAAAAUCAAAUGAAUAUCCCAAAAUCUGGAGUGCCUGUCAAUCCGUGGGUACUUCAGUGUUAUGAACGUCAGUUACAGAAGAUGAUUUCUACUGUUAAAGUUGGUGAACAGGAACCAAAUUUUAUUUUACUCGAAAAUUUGGCAUCUAGGUUUACCUAUCCUUGUAUUCUUGAUCUGAAAAUGGGCACACGCCAAUAUGGAGAUACUGCAAGUUUGCCAAAGAAACAAAGUAAAAUGUUCAAAGUUGUUAGCACAACAUCUGGAAAACUUGGUGUUCGUAUCGGAGGAAUGCAGGUGUAUCAGGUAACGACACAGCGCUUCGUGUGCCGUAAUAAGUUUUUCGGUCGCAGUCUGUCUGUCGGAGGUUUCCAGCAGGCAGUGAGGCAGUUUCUGCACAAUGGAUCACAUUUGCGAUCGGAUGUUCUCGGCCCCCUAAUAAGGCGGCUUGAGGAACUUGCUGCAGUGGUGACUCAACAGGAAGCAACCCGUUUCUAUACAACAUCCUUACUGCUGAUAUAUGAUGGUCUUGAGCACUCCUGUACAGAGGGGAAGAUGAAGUUUGAUUUUGAAAUAAGGUCAUUGCAAAAUUCUGCAGUACGGCAGGAAGAAGAAAAAACUGCUUUUAUGCAGGGUAGCCGAAGAAGUUCUAGUGUUGAACUAUUGGAUCGCCCAUUGAAAGAGCUUACAACAGAUGAAGUUGGUAUAGUCCAUCGUAGGUGCAGUAGUGUGGGACUUUUUGAUGAUGCAGCACUUCAGUCGCCAUUGCCUUCACCGAGACCACCUGUCACAACUGUUGCGGAGCCUUCAAUAGAUGUUCGAAUAAUAGACUUUGCACAUUCUACUCAUAAAGGCAUGGACAACCCUGUUAUUUACUCUGGUCCUGAUCGGGGCUUUCUAUUUGGCCUUGAAAAUAUGAUUUCCAUUUUGAAAGGGAUUGAAAGAGAUCAUGGAUAGACAUUGAUUGUUUAUAGACAAUUCACUGUUCACAUGUGGUAUGAUUAAAAAAAGUGGAAGUACUCCUUGACAACCAAAGGCCACAUUUGGAGGUUUUUUUUUAGAAACACAUUAAGUGCAUUUUAUCACUGACAGUAAGUUGAUGUCUGUGGUUUUCUAGUCAGUUUAAUUUUAUACACUGUUUUGCAAUAACCCGUAGAACCAGUUGUGGUGAUGAAUUUUGUGCAUAGUAGUGAAUGUGGAAUUGUUUCAUGGGUGCAUGUCUCAAAAUAUUAUAUGAUCUUCCAUUUUUAAAUUUUGUUUACAGUUCUGUGUUAUGUAUUUGUAUUGUGGAUUGUACAGCUGACUAGCUUACCAAGUGUUAUUUUUAGAUGAUAUUUUAAUUUUACAACAAAUUACAUUCUGAAUAUAUUGUAAUUAUUUUAUAACACAAUCUAGCUAGCAAAAUUGAAAGUUCAGAAUCUCUUUGUUUAUUGCUUACAUGGAGGGACAAUUGUAGCUAGUUGAAUAAUUUGGAAAGAGUCAUAAUUUUAUUUUUAUGUGAUAUUGACUGUACUUUAUGAUUAAAAAAAGAGCAGAACUCUUUUAUCUGUUUCAUAGGCAAGUAAGUACACAAAAUGCCUUUAUCAGUAAUAUUUUGAUAUUGUGUUUCUAUGGGGUUACAUUCCUUACAAGAAAGUGUAUUGGGCUGGAUAUUGUGAAUGAGCUGCAUAAUGAAACGUCAUGAAACAGUGAGAAACGUCUGGUGUGAGAGACUGACCUCAGUUAAGAGUUGACCCUUGGAGAAAUGCAGCUUUCCAUAUUAUUAGUUACCCAGUUGUAUGUGAUAUUAACUGUGACAAAAAUAUAUUAUAAAAUUAAGAUAAUACAUUUCCAUGCUAUUCAUGUGCACAUCAGAAUAUUGAGUAAUUGAAAGGUAACUAUAGAUUCCUAUUUUCAGGCAGCACUAUUUUCUUACAUCCUAUCACAUUCACCAUGGUUCACCUCUUGUUCUGUGCACAGUACUCACAAAAAUGUAACUGUCUAAUUAUAAUUAUUGUAAUCAUUGUUAGCCAAACGACAUAUGAACUUUUUGCUUUUACUGUGGUACCUUUUUCCAGGUAUUUUCUAUAUAAUAAAGUGUAUUAUCACUUAAUUAUGAUCUCAUACCUCGUAGCUUAUAGUUCCUCAUUUUGACUUCUGUGUGGCAAUGAUCUGACAUGGAAAUAUUGAAAUAAGAUCUUGGUUUACAGCCUCAUGCUAUGGAAAUCAUGCAUACUAUAGGGUGACCUUAAGUAAAAGUAUGGAGGUGUGGCUUAUAUCGAGGUACUAUAUUUCUCUUAAUUGCUCAAUUUGAUCUAGGCCUAGUGUUUGGGGCCACUCAAAGAAUAGUGUAAACUGUUUUCUUUGAACAGUUCUGUGCAUGACAUGGGAUUUGUAAUCAUGAAAUAUCACCAUUGUGGUUGAAUGCAACAAGUUUCAUAUGCACCAUGUCUGGCAACCAGUCAGCUGUUACUCUGUGGUUCACGAGAUGUACAAGUACUUGCCAUGUAAACAUGCACCUUAAAAUCAUUUGCACUGGCAUUUAAUAUGGAUACCAUACAUCAAUGCUACUGGCCUGUUUGUUAAAGUGUCUAUGUCAGUGUUCAUUGAUAAUACACUGAGACUGUUGAGUGACAGGUAAAAUCUGUUACAACUCUGUGUGUUAUCUAUGCUUUGACAUUUGGAAUAUGUUGUGCAAAUAUCCAUUGUGUGCUGCAUCAUCAGUUGCUCAAUAGUGUGAAUUUGUUGGCAGACAUAUAACCCACUUAAACCAUCAGUCCACUCUUGUGCCAUUGGUUCAUUAUUCACACAUGCUGACAUCAGUCUCAGUACAUUUUUCCUCUUGACACCUCUCAAACACGUGACAACUGCACACAUUUUUGGGGUCAUGGAACUGCACCUUUGCACCUCCAUAAUCUGAACUUUGCCUAACACUGAUGUAUCCUUUCUUUAAUCAUCAUGUUUGAAUGCUAGUUGAUUAGACAUGCUGAUCUGAGCUGAAUGAUUUCUGAUGAUGCAUUGUGAACAACAUGUGACCAUACUGCAGGUUUAAUGAUAAUUCUUUUGGUCCUACAAAGACUAUGGAUAUGUUAGAUUACAUUCAUCUUUUGCACUAACCUGUUCUAAUCAAGGGUUUUGAGUGAGUUAUUGUCUUUGCCACUAUUCCAUAGUUUAUGCAAUAUUUGCUUAAUUUUCCUUGUUCUACUUUGGAAUGCCC
Molecule: messenger RNA, 3835 nt
Organism: Schistocerca cancellata (South American locust)
Lineage: Eukaryota; Metazoa; Arthropoda; Insecta; Orthoptera; Acrididae
Product: inositol hexakisphosphate kinase 3-like
Exons: 6
Coding region: 274-1596 (440 amino acids)
Biological process (GO): inositol phosphate biosynthetic process; phosphatidylinositol phosphate biosynthetic process
Cellular component (GO): cytoplasm; nucleus
Molecular function (GO): inositol hexakisphosphate kinase activity
Source: RefSeq, a predicted model, not a curated record